AUGCUAUGGAAGUCUCUUAACUCCGCCAGCUCUCUCUCUCUCUCUCUCUCUCUCCCUCUCUCUCUCCCCCUUAUCUACAAAAUCCCCGAAAAUUUCGUUCUCCACGAACCCAACGACCGCCGCCGUCACCAUGCUCUUCUCUCUGCCGUCGGCGAUCUCCGCCGGGAAAUCCUAUCUCCGUCAGAACCCUCUGUAAUUCUCCCUCUUAUCCAAAGCUUUCGGCUUUGACGCACUAUAAUACCUACUGUGCAUCUCUUGCUUAAGCCCCUUCAAUGGCGUCAACGCCUCCUCACUGCUCGAUCACUGCCACAAAACCCUACCAGAACCACCAGUACCCUCAGAACCAUCGCCAGACCCGCCAACAACCUAAAUACCAUCGCCCAUGGGCCCCGCAACGGUUCUCUCCCUCACCACGCGGCGGACCCAGAACAGCUCCUCCGUCCUCCUCCUCCGCCGCCGCCGCCGGUCCGCUCUCGCAGACUCCUGCCCUUUUCCCUGCGUUAUCUCCUCUGCAAACCCCGAAACCGGAUCUGUCUCCGGACUUCUCGGGUCGCCGAUCGACCCGGUUCGUCUCCAAGAUGCACUUCGGCCGACCCAAAACCACCAUGGCCACUCGACACAGCUCCGCCGCGGAAGACGCGCUCCAGCUCGCUAUCCAAUUCUCCGGAGACGACCAAGGGCUCCACGAUCUGCUCCUGAGCUUCGAGUCCAAGCUCUGUAGCUCCGACGACUACACUUUCAUACUCCGCGAACUCGGGAACCGAGGUGAGUGCGAGAAAGCUGUUCGCUUUUAUGAGUUCGCUGUUAAACGAGAGAGGAAGAAGACUGAGCAAGGGAAGUUAGCGAGCGCCAUGAUCAGUACUCUUGGUAGGUUAGGUGAAGUUGGCAUUGCAGAGAGAGUCUUCGAAACCGCCAUGGCUGAUGGGUAUGGUAACACUGUUUAUGCGUUUUCUGCUCUAAUUAGCGCCUAUGGACGAAGUGGGUAUCACAAGGAAGCCAUUAGAGUCUUCAACUCCAUGAAAAACUAUGGCUUGAGGCCGAAUCUAGUGACCUACAACACUGUGAUCGAUGCGUGUGGAAAAGGGGGGAUGGAGUUUAAGCAAGUAGUGGAGUUCUUCGACGAAAUGCUGAGGAACGGGGUGCAACCCGAUAGAAUAACUUUCAAUUCUCUGCUUGCUGUUUGCGGUAGAAGCGGACUGUGGGAGGCAGCGAGGAAUUUGUUUGAAGAGAUGUCGAGUAGAGGGGUCGAACAGGAUAUCUUUACGUAUAAUACUCUUCUGGAUGCGAUUUGCAAAGGUGGGCAGAUGGAUUUGGCAUUUGAUAUCAUGGAACAGAUGCCCAGGAAGAACAUCAUGCCUAACGUUGUAACUUAUAGCACAGUGAUUGAUGGCUAUGCUAAGGCUGGUAGGUUCGAUGAAGCUCUUAACUUGGUCGGUCAAAUGAGGUUUCUCGGUGUCGCACUUGACAGGGUUUCAUACAAUACUCUGCUUUCGGUUUACGCUAAACUCGGUAGAUUCGAAGAGGCACUGGAUGUUCUUAAAGAAAUGGAAACUGUCGGGAUUAGGAAGGAUGUCGUGACUUACAAUGCUCUUCUUGGAGGGUAUGGGAAACAGGGGAAAUACAACGAGGUGAAAAUCGCUUUCGGGGAGAUGAAACGGAAGGGUGUCUCGCCUAAUAUACUGACUUACUCAACCUUGAUUGAUGUGUAUUCGAAAGGGGGAUUGUACAAUGAAGCGAUGGAGGUGUUUAUGGAGUUUAAGAGUGUAGGUUUAAAGGCUGAUGUCGUGUUAUAUAGUGGGUUAAUCGAUGCCUUGUGCAAGAACGGGUUGGUAGAAUCCGCUGUUUCUUUGCUCGAUGAGAUGACGAAGGAAGGCAUUAGGCCGAAUGUUGUAACUUACAACUCCAUGAUCGAUGCAUUCGGCCGGUCCAUAGCCACAGAAUCUUUAGCUGAUGCUGCAGAUGAUAACAGUGGAUCCAAUGGCUUAGAAUUUGAAUCUUCAUCUUCCUCCGAUUCGUCCACUUGGGCAGUCGGGAAAGACGACUCGAGAAAUGAAUUGACUGAAAGAGAGGAUAACCGAAUCAUAAAGAUUUUCGGGCGGUUAGCCGCCGAGAGAAGUAAUCGGGUGAAGAAAGACUGUAAGGAGAGUAGACAAGAGCUCUUCUUUAUACUGGAAGUUUUCCGUAAAAUGCAUGAGCUUGAAAUAAAACCAAACGUCGUAACCUUCUCCGCCAUCCUGAAUGCUUGCAGUCGAUGCAACUCAUUUGAAGAUGCGUCAAUGCUACUAGAGGAGCUUCGGCUUUUCGAUGGCCAGAUAUAUGGCAUUGCGCAUGGACUCCUUAUGGGCUACCAAGAAAACUUGUGGCUCCAAGCUCAGACCCUUUUCGACCAAGUGAAGACAAUGGACACUUCAACUGCUUCUGCCUUUUACAAUGCUCUAACCGACAUGUUAUGGCACUUUGGUCAGAAACAAGGAGCGCAAAUGGUGGUGCUCGAGGGGAGACGUAGGCAAGUUUGGGAGAAUGUGUGGUCUGAUUCAUGCUUGGACUUGCACCUCAUGUCAUCCGGUGCGGCCCGUGCAAUGGUCCAUGCAUGGCUUCUUAACAUACGCUCCAUCGUCUACCGAGGCCACGAGCUACCGAAACUCUUGAGCAUAUUGACGGGAUGGGGAAAGCAUAGCAAAGUGGUGGGAGACGGGACGCUAAGGCGAGCGGUGGAAGCGCUGUUGAAGGGAAUGGGUGCACCGUUCCGAGUAGCCGACUGCAACAUCGGCCGGUUCAUAUCGAGUGGCUCUGUGGUUGCGGCUUGGCUCAGAGAAUAUGGAACACUCGAGGUCCUUGUUCUUCGUGACGACAGGACUCGUCCUCAACCCACCGCCAUUACUGCUAGCUCCAGACAGCCAGCAACCUCCUUCUCUCUUCAACCACUCCCUUUGUAGUUUUUUUUUUUGUGACAAUCUUAUUUAUUGCCCUUUUGUUCCUAGUGAAUGUUGUUUGUCUGUAAUAACCAGACAGAAGGGACGUAAUGGAACCAUUCUCGUCUCGAAUU
Messenger RNA from Tarenaya hassleriana, 3046 nucleotides. RefSeq names its product pentatricopeptide repeat-containing protein At2g31400, chloroplastic-like. NCBI's taxonomy places the organism in Eukaryota, Viridiplantae, Streptophyta, Magnoliopsida, Brassicales, Cleomaceae. The record is from RefSeq and is a predicted model, not a curated record. Gene Ontology annotation, molecular function: protein binding. Gene Ontology annotation, cellular component: chloroplast. The transcript has 4 exons. Bases 273 to 2936 code for a protein of 887 amino acids.